Diabrotica balteata is the source of this 1512-nucleotide messenger RNA. NCBI's taxonomy places the organism in Eukaryota, Metazoa, Arthropoda, Insecta, Coleoptera, Chrysomelidae. The record is from the annotation of a GenBank genome assembly.
AUGUUAUUCACUUCGUCAUGGUUUAUGGAUAUUUUGUUAGCUUUGAGUUUAACCUGCUUUCUAAUCUACAAAUAUCUAACAAGGCACUUUAAUUAUUGGAAAAAGAGGAACGUUCAACAUCCACAACCUAUUCCUUUAUUCGGAAAUUUUUAUAAUGUGCUAGCAAUGAAAUCAGUUACUCCAGAAUAUAUAAAAAGCAUUUGGAAUAAAAUAGAUGCGCCCUAUUUUGGAAUGUUUAUUUUUGAUGAACCAGUAUUAGUUUUAAAAUCUCCUAAAUUAAUAAAAGAUGUUCUAACAAGGCAUUCGUCCACUUUUUACGAUAGAAGAAUUGCUAUACCUGCGCAUCCAAAUAUGGCACACGGGUUGUUUUUCCUAAAAGACGAGCAGUGGAAAAUUAUGAGAAACACAAUUACACCACUAUUUACAUCCGGCAUGAUAAAACAGUUAGAACCUCAUUUUAUUGAGAUAAAUAACCUAAUGUCUGAGUUUCUUACUAAAAAUAGUGGGGUUUUAGAUACUUCAAAUCUUGCAAAGAAUCUUGUUAGCGAGUACCUUAUUCGAAGUUUCUUUAAUGUCGAACCAAAAUGUUUUGAAGAUCAACCAUCCAUCAUUCAGGAACACGUUAACAAGAUGUUCAAGUUUUCUUUACGGAAUAUAUUAAUUCAGAACUUAUUUUUCUUUAAACCCACCUGGAUCACUGCGUUAAAAUUAAAUUUUAUUCCAGACUCGGUAAUAACGUUUUUUGAAGUUAUCUUUAAAAAUUCAAUGAUAGCUAGAGAAAGUUAUACUGGUAAGCCUCAAAACCUGGUCGAUUUGGCAAACAAAGCUUUAAGAGAUAAUCCAAAUGGUGGACAUAUAUCAGUUUUAUUUAUUCAAGAUUUUGGAGUGUUUUUGUCGAAUGCCAUACUCUUCUUAAUAGCUGGACAGGAUACUACAAGUACAGCAGUAAAGUUUGGUUUAUACGAACUUGCCAUGAAUCAGGAAAUACAAGAUAAAUUACGAAAUGAGGUAAGGGCUAACGUUAAAAAAUAUGGAUCGCUGUCAUUUGAAGGAGUACAAGAUAAUAAAUAUUUAGGAAUGUGUAUUAAUGAAACAUUAAGAAAAUAUCCGGCAUUACCAUUCAUUGACCGAACAGCUAGGAAUGAUUUCAAAUUUGAAGAUACAGAUCUUGUAGUGGAGAAGAAUAUGUCGGUACUUAUUCCCGCUUUUUCUUUACAGAGAGAUGAAAACUUAUUUAGAAACCCUGAAUUGUUUGACCCUGAAAGAUUUUCAGAUGACAGCAUUAAUUCAGAUGGACUCACUUUUUUACCAUUUGGAGAAGGACCAAAAUAUUGUAUAGGUAAACGACUGGGAAUUUUGAUAGUGUCCAUGAUUUUAUCAAAUAUUGUUUUAAAUUUUAAACUCGAAAAAUGUAAUAAAACUCCGGAGAAAAUCGAGUUUGAACCAAGAAGUUUUGUACUCUCCUCUAAAGUUGGACUUCCAAUAAUGAUAACACCUAUACAGGAGAUCUGA